GAUGGCACUGGGUUAUGCCGAGACUCACUACAGCCCUACUGGAGAGCAAAGAACUAGCUAUCCUGACCACAAGUCGCACUGUUUGUACCAUGGCAAUGUGAAAGGCUUCAAACACUCCAGUGUCGUACUGAGCACGUGCAGAGGACUCCGGGGUUUGAUCAUUCUAAAUGUGAACCUCAGUUACUUGGUGCAACCCCUUGAAGAUAGCCUUGACCAUCACCUUAUCUAUAGGACUGAACACGUAAAACUUAAAAGAGGGACAUGUGGACAUCAAGAAAGCAAACAUGAGGAAAAUUGGGUCAAAGAUUUCACCAGCCAAUUUCAUCCAGCACAUCACCUGUUUCAGAAGCAUAACUGGGACCUGGAGAAGACCAAACUGAAAUUGAAGGAAACUGUGAACUAUGUUGAUAAGUAUUAUAGGUCUCUGAAUAUCAGGAUUGCCUUGGUUCACCUGGAGGUGUGGACUCAUGAGAACAAGUGUGAUGUGAGAGAGGAUCCCUACAUCACGCUGUGGUCCUUUUUAAAGUGGAGACGGCAGACACUGAUCCGAAAGAAGCAUGAUAAUGCACAACUGAUCACGGGGAUCUCCUUUAAUGGCACGACGAUUGGGUUUGCACCUCUGAUGGGCAUGUGCUCAGAUUACCAGUCAGGAGGGGUCAAUAUGGAUCACUCGGACAGUGCGAUCGGAGUUGCAGCUACCAUGGCACACGAAAUGGGACACAACUUCGGGAUGAGCCAUGAUGCUGAUGGCUGCUGUACAGCUCGUCCAGAAGAUGGAGGAUGCAUCAUGGCCGCAGCCACUGGUGACCCAUUUCCCAAAGUCUUCAACAAAUGCAAUGAGAAGGAGCUUCAGAAAUAUCUGAACAACGGUGGAGGGAUGUGUCUCUUCAACAUGCCUGACACAAACACUCUGUACGGGGGGCGAAGGUGCGGGAAUGGCUAUGUGGAGGAAGGCGAGCAGUGUGACUGUGGAGAAGUUGAGGAAUGCAACAACCCCUGUUGCCAUGCUAAUAACUGCACCUUGAAAAGGAAUGCUGAAUGCGCUCAUGGAAUCUGUUGUGAGAAGUGCAAGUUAAAAGCUCCUGGCACUGUCUGUAGGGCAUCAUCGGGACCAUGUGACCUACCUGAGUAUUGCUCUGGCAACUCCGAGUUCUGUCCAGCCAACUUCUACAAAAUGGAUGGUGCCAGCUGUGAUGGAGGACAGGCCUAUUGCUACAAUGGGAUGUGUCUAACUUACGAUAGCCAGUGUGUGCUACUAUGGGGCCCUGGGGCUCAGGCUGCUCCAGCAGAAUGCUUCAAGAUGGUGAACAAUGCGGGGGACACAUACGGAAACUGUGGCAGAGGUCCUGGAGGAAGUUACCGCAAAUGUGAGACCAGGAAUGCCAAGUGCGGGAAAAUACAGUGUCAAAGUGCAGCCCAGAAGCCCCUGGACACAAAUGCAGUUGCCAUAGACACCACGAUAAUCUUGGAGGGGAGGAAGGUGCAGUGCAGAGGAACCCACGUGUACAUGACUCCAGAGCUGGAAGGGGACAUGCUGGAUCCAGGGUUGGUCAUGACUGGAACAAAAUGUACCGAGAAGCAUAUAUGCUUUGAAGGGCAAUGUCAGAAUGCUUCAUUCCUGGAGGCAGAUGAAUGUAUCGCAAAAUGCCACAACCAUGGGGUUUGUAACAACAAGCAUAACUGUCACUGUGAGCCGGGCUGGGCACCUCCAUUCUGUAACAAGCCAGGGUACGGUGGCAGCGUGGAUGGUGGAGUUGGAGCGCCAGACUACAACAGCCUGAUUGUGGUGGGAAUCGUGGUGCCAAUUAUAUUGUUGCUGUGUGGCAUUGCAGUAACUCUGCAUUACUGCUAUCGACGGAGACACAACAUCUCUCCGAAGGACAUCAGGAACCUAGGGCCUAAUGACAAACAAUUCUGUGAUAAUAACGUGGACCAGAAAAUUAAAAACGGCCAUUCAAACCCAACCUUCCAAAUCCGAAACAAAGAUACAAAGAAUGGACCGCAACAGAGUCCUGCAUUGCCUCAAAAACCACUAUUACCUCACUCUCUUCAUUCUCAGCGUCCUGUUUUAAUACUACCAAGUCUUCGGCCUACCUCUCCAACCAAUGAUGGUCAGCAGGACAGCAGAGUGCCCACCCCUAUUGCAGCACGGGUUUAUUCUCCAGCAUCUUUAGAAUAUGCCAAUAUUAAACCCUUAAAACAAACACCUCCUAAUAGACCCUUGCCAGCAGAUCCACUCCCAAAGACUUCAAAGGUUUUACAGAGAGUAGCAGUGUACAACAGUAACUCGAGCCUCCAGAUGAAUAACAAAACUGCUCGAGAGAAGCUACAGGAGAACAUAGCUCAUUUUGAAACCAACCCAUACAAAAGGGAACACGUACAACCUGUGCCACAGAAACUGAGGAGAUAAAGGCUAUGGAGAGACACUCCUGGAACUCUUCAAGAGCCGCUUGCACUAUCCUGAUCUCUGUUGUCUUAGGAUCUCUCGAUAUCAAUGCUAACCGAACAAUGAAUGUGACAUCCAUUUCAAUAGCACCCUAAAUAUAUUGGAAACAUUUGUUUUUACAAUGAGCACGGUCAAACUUGCAAUUCAAAACAAUUCAUCUCAAGUAAUUCUUUUGAUUAAGCAUUUUCAGGAGAUGGGAACAAAUUCCUCAGGAGCUUGAAAGACCAAUUUUUGUUUCCAUUCAGUCAUUCUGUGCUAAAACAUAAAUUAAUCCCUCAGGUGACAGGGUUCAGUGGGUGCCUUCCAUCUCCUUAUACCUGCCAGCAGAUGCCAUUCAGCAGGCUUGAGCUGGAAUGAUGCGAUUUGACGAGUUAUUCGAUAUUAAGGAAUCGCACACUCCACUUCGAUUGCUCGACUUCCAGUUUUUGUAUUCAGUUGAGUUUAGGAAACUGAGGGAUGAUUAUAACAAGGUGUGUAAAAUGCUAAAAUCAUUCAACAGAACAAAACGUAGCCUAUGGUGAGAGAAUUGAGACCAAGUGGCCAUAAUCUUCUAAAUGCUUCCCAUUUCCAAUAACGAUCAGGGGAUAACCAUCAGGAGCAGAGAAAACUCUCUUAACAUCCCAGAAGUAGUGAUAAGUAUGGAAAUGGAUGGAAGGGAGGAACUCAGGAAAAUCUUAAUCACCAGAGAAGUGGCACUGAACAAAUAACGGAACUAUGGGCUGACAAGUGAUUAUGUCCUGGUGGACUUCAUCUUAGGGAGGAUAGAAGUUUGGUUGACCAAUGGGAAGUCGAGAGUAGGCAUAAAUGGGUCUUUUUCAGGUUGGUGCAAUAUAACAUGUGGUGUGACCACAGGGAUCAGUGCUGGGGCCUCAAAUAUCUACAAUUUAUAUCAAUGCCUUGGAUGAAGGGGCUGAAGGUAUGGUUGUCACAUUUACACAGAUAGGUAUGCAAUAGGUUGUGAGGAGGGCAUAAGGAGGUUACAAAAAGAUAUGAAUAGGUUCAUUGAGUUGUCAAAGAUCUGGCAAAUGGUAUAUAAUGUGGGAAACAUGAAAUUGUCCUUUUUGGAAUGAAGAAUUAACAGGAAGCAUAUUAUCUAAGUAGGAAAGAUUGCAGAGGCAUCUAGGUGCCCCUGUGAAUGAAUUGCAAAAGGUUAACGUACAGGCACAGCAAGUGAUUAGGAAAGCUAACAGAAUAUUCUCACUUAUAGUGAGGGGAAUUGAAUGCAAACAUAGGGAGAUUAUGUUUCAGUUAUACAGGACAGUGGUGAAACCAUAUCUGGUCUACAUUAUUCAUCCCAGGAAGGAUGUAAACUUGGUGAAAGCAGUUCAGAGAAAGUUUACCGUUGACCACGAACUGAACUGGACCAGCCACAUAAAAGGUUAGGAUCCUACAGCAAGUAACUCACUGCCUGACUGCCCUAAUCCUGUCCACCACCUGCAAGGCACAAGUCAGGAGUGUGAUGGAAAACUCCUCUGGAUGAGUACAGCUCCAACAGCAUUUGUGAAGCAAUACCAUUCUGGACAAAGCUGCCCACAUGAUUGGCACCCAAUCCACCACCUUCCACGCAUUCGCUCCCUAUAUCAGAGUGGCAGCAAUGUUGUAUUAUCUCUAAAAUGUUUGCAAUAACUCAAUAAGACCCUGCACCAGCAACUUCCAAACCCAUGACCUCUACCACUUAGAAGGAAAAUGGCAGCAGAUGCAUGGUAUCAGCGCAACUUGUAAUUUACCCUCCAAGCCAUAAUUCAUCUCACUUGGAAUACAUUGGCUAAUAGGGUGGUGGAAACACUUUCAACCUUGACUUUUAGAGGGGAAUUCCAGAAGUAAUUGAACCAAAAGAAAUUACUGUGCUGUGGGAAAAGGGUAGGGGAGUGUGACUAAUUGGAUAAUUCUACCAUCGGCGCAGCAUAGGCACAAUAGGCCAAAUGAAGGUAGGCAUUGUCACAUAUUACCAUUGAUUGUUGGAAGUGGUCUGUCUAGAAAAAUUGGCCUGAGUUAUAGCUGACACAUAGGUGGCAGGGAAAGUGGUGGGGGUGACAGAGGUUGAGAGAGGGGCAAAGAUUAAGAUGGGAAACUUGGACCCCGACUCCAGACUGUGCAUCUUUUGCAUGUUCCCCACCCAGAAGCCAGGUUUGAAUACCUAACCGGAUUGGAAAGAUUUUGGAGCACACUGCAGGAUCCAAUCCAUGUCCCUGUGCCAGGAGGCCUGAACCUGUAGCCCAGGGAUCUUUUUAGUUUGGGAUCUGGUUGGAGGGCUGGAGUCUGGCUGUGGGAGUGGGUGGGGAGUACUCCUGCUGCAAAGGGACUCAUGUCAUCACUAAAUUAUAGUUUCUGACCUGACCCAACCCACUCUUUUCUGAAUGUUAAAAUUCACCGCAUAAUGUCCCUUUAUAAUUGAUUCUUCCGUCUCAGUUUUCCGUCCUCACUUCGAGCCGCUGAAACUGAGAUGUGGUUCGGGGGCUAGUUCUCCCCUCUGAAUUAGAAUAUUGUAGCUUCAAGAUCCACUGCACAAACGUGAGCUCAUAAUUGAGGCUGACACUCAAGUGCAGUGCACUACUGAAGCAGUGUUGCUUUGUCAGAAGAUCUUUGUCUUUGAGAUGAAAUUCUAAACUAAGCUUCAGCUGCUCUUAUCAGAUGGACUCAUAUUUGGAACAGGCAAGUUCAAAUUGUGCCCUGAACCUCAUUUGAAAACACCGCAGUAGCUUCCUUUAAAAUUCCUCAUUCUGGUUUAGAAAUCCCCCUGUGGUGUCUCAUUUCCCUAAGUCAGUAACCACUUCCAACCAAAUGACUAAGAUUUCUGCAUUUGCUAAUUCUGGCCUCAUGACCAUCCUCAAUUUUAAUUACUUCACUAUUGGUAAUGAUGCCUGCACUUAACUGUCCCUAAACUCUUGUGAUUCUCACUCUAAAGCUUUUCAGUCUGCAUAUCUUUGCCUGUCUGAUGGUCCUUGAAACUUGCAUCUUUGACCGAGCACAUUUUGUUAUUUUACCACGUUAAAAGCUCUGUAUAAAUGCAAUUUGUCAUUGUGGUAGCCCAAUGGAUUUACUUGAUUCUAUCACAGUGUGUUCAUACUGUCAAACAGACCACUGGGUGCCUGAGGAGCCUAUGUAAUAUUAAUCAGUACAAGAAUGUAAAAAUUCAAGGUGAUGAUUCCUUAAUACACUUAAUAACUGACCUCAGUUGUUUGGACGAUGGGUAAUUGUUCUGAGCAGCUUUAGGAGUGGAUCUGGUUGACAGGAAAGGAAUCAGCUUGGAAGGCCCCACCAUGGUUCAAUGGCACCUGUUGGUGUGGAAUACUGGUACAAAGCUGACCCAGGAACAAAAACAGUAAUUGCUGGAGAAACUCGGCAGGCCUGGCAGCAUCUCUUUUUUUUUUAUUUAUUCACAGGAUGAGGGCA
Molecule: messenger RNA, 5839 nt
Organism: Rhincodon typus (whale shark)
Lineage: Eukaryota; Metazoa; Chordata; Chondrichthyes; Orectolobiformes; Rhincodontidae
Product: disintegrin and metalloproteinase domain-containing protein 19
Exons: 19
Coding region: 2-2410 (802 amino acids)
Biological process (GO): membrane protein ectodomain proteolysis
Molecular function (GO): metalloendopeptidase activity
Source: RefSeq, a predicted model, not a curated record